AUCUGCCCUCUUUCACAAGAGCCACUCUCUUACACACUCAGGACACAACAAGCAGUCCAACCCAACACACACACAGACACUCGGUGUGAGUGAGCAGCUAUAAGACACAGCCAGCGGCAGCUGAAGGUCACUCGCAGAUCUGCACAGUUCUCAGGAUGGACGUUCUGAAGAAGGGGUUCUCCAUUGCCAAGGAGGGAGUGGUAGCAGCAGCUGAGAAGACAAAGGCAGGGGUGGAGGAGGCCGCUGCCAAAACCAAGGAGGGGGUCAUGUAUGUUGGUACGAAGACAAAGGAAGGUGUGGUUUCCAGCGUGAACACAGUUGCCCAGAAGACGACUGAUCAGGCAAAUCUUAUGGGCGAGGCCACAGUAGCUGGAGUCAAUGAGGUAUCAGGGAAGGCAGUGGAAGGUCUGGAGACUGUAGUAGCAUCAACUGGAAUAGUCAACCCGGCUGAACCAUCCAAAACCGAAGAAGCAGCAGAGCCAGCAGCAGGUGCAGGACAAUAGGAUUGUUAUCUCCAGGACCGAUGGCUUCCUGACAUGGUCUGUUGGGUGUUUAAGAGGAUAGUAAAAGGAGAGUUCAUGUUAACUGCAAUCAGUUCCCUACUGUUACUUGUGUUUUGAUCCCUCCAACAGCAAAGCUUUUUAGUGUGACUCGAUAAACACUUUCCAAAUAACAUUGAUGUAUAAAAUGGCUGAAGUUGAGAUGAAAUAGUGGUAGUACGAUAAAAACUUAAUGCCUUUAAUCAAACAAAAAUCAAGACGCACAUCUCACUGUCAGGCUUUCAGUCAUUUGUACAGACCUUCCACUUAGCAUCUCCUUCCUGUUUCAUUAGUCACUUAGAAGGUGCAUUCUACAACUCGAACUCCAAAACGAUUCUCUCGACUCCACCUGCAUUUAUCACCAGUCCGUCUUUGUCUUUUUUAUGAAGGCGUGCUCUGGACUUGUGAACUACAUGACUGUGCUCUGUCACUAAGCACACACAGACCUACAUUGUUCUGUCUCCUCAAUCAGCCUUAUGACAACCUGCAUAUGCUUCGGGUUCUAUCAUAUACACUUGUAUAUAAUCUAGAAAUACAUGUAUACACCACACACUUUGGGCUUGAGUCAGCUUGCACACUGGUGUAUUACAUCUACUGUACUUGUAUCUGCUUAAAGGCAUCCCGAACCCAUGUGUCUUACUAACCCUUUGUACUAGUGCCUAAUAACCUCAGAGAGCAGUGAAGAUCAGGCUUUUGGUUAUCAGUAGAGAGGACGUUAUAAAGUUCUCUGCCUUCUUUAGAGUAAAAACGAAUUUAAGUGGGUUUCUGAGUGGCCCUGAAAGCAUAAAACAAGCCUCAGUUAACUAUCUGAGAACAAGUAAUGCUAUCGAGCUGAGGUGACAACAAUCAUUAAUGUCUCAAAACAGACUUCUGCUCCAAAUGAUGAUUUACUAAUCUGCCUGCUUUGGCAACCCUUUCUUAAUGAUCCUAGUUCUUGUUCUGUAAAGCUGCUUGUGACAGUGUCGAUUGUUAAAAGUGCUAUACAAAUAAAAUGGAAUUAAACUGAAUUGUGGAAACGGAGCUGAAAUAUUAGAAAUGGAAGCGUUAUUUUGCAGAAGCUAUGCAUGUUGCCUUAAACACAACUCUCACUAACUGAUUGUAACUGGUGCACUAUCUGCAAAUUAUUUCCCAGUCUUUUUUUCUUUUCAUUUUCUAAAUGAAUUGAGCACCUGAAAUAAAUGUUUGGUUAAAAACAAAAA
Neoarius graeffei (lesser salmon catfish) is the source of this 1738-nucleotide messenger RNA. RefSeq names its product synuclein, gamma a (gene sncga). Bases 156 to 503 code for a protein of 115 amino acids. Gene Ontology annotation, molecular function: cuprous ion binding. NCBI's taxonomy places the organism in Eukaryota, Metazoa, Chordata, Actinopteri, Siluriformes, Ariidae. The record is from RefSeq and is a predicted model, not a curated record. Gene Ontology annotation, biological process: synaptic vesicle endocytosis; synapse organization; chemical synaptic transmission. Gene Ontology annotation, cellular component: axon terminus; neuronal cell body; cytoplasm. The transcript is spliced from 5 exons.